This is a messenger RNA of Capronia epimyces CBS 606.96, 2625 nucleotides long. RefSeq lists its product as uncharacterized. The transcript has 4 exons. Gene Ontology annotation, biological process: regulation of DNA-templated transcription; DNA-templated transcription. NCBI's taxonomy places the organism in Eukaryota, Fungi, Ascomycota, Eurotiomycetes, Chaetothyriales, Herpotrichiellaceae. Bases 1 to 2625 code for a protein of 874 amino acids. Gene Ontology annotation, molecular function: DNA-binding transcription factor activity, RNA polymerase II-specific; zinc ion binding; DNA binding. The record is from RefSeq and is a predicted model, not a curated record.
AUGGAAUCAGUGGAGAAGAACAAUUCAAAUCGAUCGGCUCCUCGUGCAAGUCGGGCAGCAAGAGCUUGCAUGCGUUGCCAUGCCCGCAAGGUUCGCUGCGACGUGGUCCCUGGAAGCGGAGACCGAUGCUCCUAUUGUGAUUUGAUUGAUGUUGCGUGUGAACUUGUCCCCGAGCGGCGAAGGUGGGUGAUGCCAAUAUGCCCAUACCAGAACACCAGCAAUGAGAAAGCUGACAAUUGGGAACCUGGCAAAAGGCAAUAUCGCAAACGCCAGAAACUGAAUGCUCCGGAGGCUGGCCAUGAGCGAGACCGGGCCACCCAGGCACAAAGCCACUCUGCUGUUCACCGCCUUCAAGACUCGGAGCCUCCAGUUGGGGUCUUGGAUCUGAACCCAGGCUCGCAACCGUCACUCAACAUUGAUGUGAAUGGCGUGGACAACCACAAUCUCAAUGCCACCCAGCAAACCCACAAUGGUCCUCCUCACCAGUUAUUCCACCUGGCAGAUCCUCCUACCGCCCACUCGGUAUGUUCUGGAGGCAAGUCUUCAACUGGCUGUGCUACUGCCACGGUCAGCGGGUUCGACAACCAAGAUGUAUGGAGCAGUCCUCUAGUAGCGGUCGGGUACGCUUCGCGACAGCAUGUGGUCGACUCCGAAACCUCAGAGAAACCACAGCCUUCCGUGCCACGCGGGGACAGCGCCACCGUGACAGAAGUUCCGCCCUCCAGGUGCUUUGUGUACUCGGGGGACACAUUACACCAUUCCUUUCUCCCGCACAUGACCGGCCAUCGACACUUCAACCGGCGUAGCCGUCGGCGUGGGUCGGAGAUUCAAGACUCAACGGGCGUUGCGUUUACGCACGAGGUGUUUCCAUUUACUCCCUGUCCGUCUGCUCGCUGGGAGCUGAAGACACUCCAACCCGCGACCUGCGGCGACACUGUCUUCGCUCACAUCUCGCCCGUGGAUGUGUUCUACCUCACCCGACUCAAGAAUGUCUUGUCCUUUCCCGACACACCCAUCGCGGGCGACUUCCUUUCCGCCUUUGGAACGCAUGUGCUGCCGACCUUCCCCGCCAUCGACCGGUACGAGUUGGGCAAAAUGUACGAACAAUUAUGUGACAGGCAGAUCACGUCGCCCAUGUUGCUGCAUGCAAUUUUCUUUGCCGCAUCUCAGUAUGUUCCGAAAGAAUCGUUGGCCAUGGCUGGGUUCGACUCAGUUCGCCAGUCACAAGAGUAUUUCUACGAUCGUGCCACUGCACUGUACGCACUCAACUGCGAAUACCACCAACUCAAGAUCAUCCAAACCCUUCUGUUUAUCAGUUCUUGGUGGUCCGACUUCAGCGAGGAAAAAGGAGCCAAGUACUGGAUCUCGUGUUGCGCCAAUUUGGCUCUUACCAUGGGCCUUCAUAAAGCGGUUCCUGCAGCUGCCCGCCUCGGACCCCGGGAAAGAUCGCUAUGGAGAAGGAUCUUCUGGACUGUCUAUAGUAGGGAUUGCAAUAUCUCGGCCGCCAUGGGCCGGCCAAUCACGAUCAACAGCAGGGAUAUUGAUGUCGAGGAGCUGACCGAGGCCGACUUUUACGAGCGACAAGAUCCAUCUCCUGGCAUUUCCGUCUCCUCUGGCAUUCGAGACGACCAGGCCCUGGACCUCACCAAACACUCGGAUACACACGUCUUCUAUGCCAUCAAGACUGCUCGCCAGGCGGCUUUGCUGGACCGGACAAUCGCCAUCGGCCUCGAUCAUGCCCUGGGUGAUGAAGCGGCCAUCAAAGCGCUGCGUGCAUGUCAAAGUGAGAUCAACGCGCUUCGAACCGAGCUGUCGAACUAUCUCUCGCAACACUUCGGUACAGGAGCCCACCACGCUGAUGGUCCAGACCGCGCCGAGCAACGUUGGAUCAUGUUCCUGCAGUUGAGCACGGAGAGGACCUUAUCCAUCGCGUGUCGAUAUCUGCGAAAACAUUUCGCCAAGCGUCAGGCGUGCGAGCCCGACGUCUCUCAGAGCCUGUGCGAGGUCAAGGCUGAGACGACGCGGGCCGCGGCCAGGACACUCGGUAUCUACGAGGAGCUGCUGGAGCUGGACUGUCUGAGAUACUCGCCCACUUAUGUGAAUACGCCCAUCUUCGGAGCGAUGGUCACGUAUGCGGAACUGAUCAAAGAAGCGCGCGAGGAAGGCCGAGUCGAUCGGAUCGCCACCAACAAAUACGACCUGGGCAUCAUGAUCCUCGAAGAAAUGGAACAGCACCUGAGCCCGGCGUCUUCAUGGGCUUGCUCCCUGUUCAAGAUUCUGGCCCAGAAGGACUUUUUCCCUCUGCGCAAACUUCCCCGUGCCUCUCGAUGGCAGAGUCCCGACCCAGGGACGGGGAGUCCCCAUCCCCAUACCAAUGGCCAUACGAUGCGAUUGGACCACGUCGAAGAGAGUGGUGCCACCACCGCCACCGCCAACAUCGGCAGCCCCCUUGGCCCAGGCUUCACUCUGAACGACGCUUACUUGAGUGACUUUGCCUCCAUGCCCGACUUCAGCUCCUUCUUCAAUUGUAGUGUCACCAAUAACCUCGACGCCCUGUUUCCUAAUGAUCUAUUCGACCGCCAGGUGUAUGAGAUAGCGCAGCACCAAACUCCGCUGGAGAAAUGA